This is a messenger RNA of Cavia porcellus (domestic guinea pig), 7320 nucleotides long. It is a transcript of the gene Als2cl, whose product is annotated as ALS2 C-terminal like. Gene Ontology annotation, cellular component: cytoplasmic vesicle; cytoplasm. The coding region runs from base 296 to 3187 and encodes 963 amino acids. Gene Ontology annotation, molecular function: small GTPase binding; guanyl-nucleotide exchange factor activity. The record is from RefSeq and is a predicted model, not a curated record. The transcript is spliced from 28 exons. Lineage: Eukaryota; Metazoa; Chordata; Mammalia; Rodentia; Caviidae. Gene Ontology annotation, biological process: endosomal transport; regulation of GTPase activity.
GGCUCGCCUAGGACUGGGGACUGGCUGCACCACACCCCGCUGUGACACUGAGUCAGCCCAGGGAGCUCCGAGGAGGCUGGGUGCUGCCGGGAUCUCACUGUGCACUGGGGAAUGUGGGUGAGGGUCUAUGAGCCUGGGCCACUCUUGCCCCGCCUCAGGCCUUGGAGCCCGUGUCCAGCUGCUUCCCCUUCCUGUGCAGAGCAGCAGCAGAGCAGGAAAGGUGGGGCGGGAAUGAAUGCCUGGCCCUGGGCCAGGUUCCGCCCCUCCAGCAGCUUGGCUGUGCUGAAGGAAGCCUAUGGCAUCCUUGGGGGGCGCCAUGUGCAGCCGGGAGGUGGAAGCAGCCCUGCUGCGACUGGAGGAGACCUUCUCAGCCUCCCUGGCCCAUGUCAACACACGCAUCCUGCAGCCUUUGCUCUUGGCCGACCCAGAGCCCUGGGAGCCCCGGGGGCGCGAGCACCUGCAACUCUUGCAGCAGCUGCUCAGGAGCUCCCAGCAGCUGCGCCAGCUGACGGAGCAGAGCCUGCAGUCCCUGCUGAAGAGGCUGCACCAGCCACGCACCACCGGCCUGGAGGCCCUGCCGCUGCUGGGUAGUGCUGACGGCGUCCUGCAGGUCCAUCUGGAGUACAUCGAGUCCUACACAAGCUGCCUGGUGGCGCAGGUCUUCCAACAGGUGGCAAAGGGGAAGAGAGAGCACUGGCUUGCUCAGUGCAGGCCGCUGCAGAAGUACCUGGCUGGCAUGAGCUUCGAAGGCUCAGUGGACGCCGUGCUGGGCCAGGCCCUCUGCCAGCCACUUGCCCAGCACCUGCAGCAGUACAUACUCCUCCUGCUGCGCCUCAGGGACACCCUCAGGAAGCACCACCCCGCCCAGGAGCUGGUGAUAAAUGCCAUCACCCUCUAUGGGAACCUGCAGUCCUUCCUGCAGCAGGCACUGGACCAGGCUGUGGCUACCCAAGCCCUAGGGCACAGCCUAAGCAGCCGCCUGAAGGAUGCACUCUGCACGCCUGGGCACCGCCUCUUGCAGGACAGCCAGGACAUUCCGGUGACGGCCAUCCCGUUGCGGGCUGAGCGCGUGCUGCUCUUCGAUGACGCCCUGGUGCUGCUGAAGGGCCCCAAUAUCCACUCCUUCGAUCUGAGGCUGGUGUGGGUGCAUCCCGUGCAGGACAGGUGCAUGCUCCGCGUCGUCACGCCAGAGGACGAGUUCUCCUUGUGUGUCAGGGACCCCCAGGACCUGGUGGUGUGGCAGUGGAAGGUGAGCCAGGCCGUGUGCCAGGCCCUGCGUGGAAAGAAGGACUUCCCAGUGCUGGGGGCCGGUCCUGCACCCUCCGAGCCCCCGGCCUGUCGCUCCGCAGCCUACACCUUCCGCACCAAGGGACACCUCUGCCGGGCCACCUAUGAAGGCGAGUGGUACUCGGGCAGGCCCCACGGCAAGGGGACCCUGAAAUGGCCGGAUGGGCGGAAUCACGUGGGGAAUUUCCGCUGGGGGCUGGAGCACGGCAGCUUUGGCAUUUACCUGGUGCCCAAGGCCAUCGAGGACAAGUUCGACUGUUACAAGUGCCACUGGCAGGAGGGCACCAUGCAGGGCUACGGCAUCUGUGAGUACAGCUCGGAGGAGGUGUACAGAGGCUACUUCCAGGCUGGCCUGCGGCACGGGUUUGGGGUCCUGGACAGUGCGCCCCAGGCUCCCCAGCCCUUCCGGUACACGGGCCACUGGGCAAAGGACCAGAGGAGUGGCUACGGCAUCCAGGAGGAUGGCAACAGUGGUGAGCGCUACAUCGGCAUGUGGCAGGCUGACCAGCGCAAUGGCUCUGGCGUCGUGGUCACCCAGGCAGGCAUCUGCUACCAGAGCACUUUCCAGGCGGACAAGAUGGUGGGCCCUGGCGUCCUCCUCUCGGAAGACGACUCAUUGUACGAGGGCACCUUCACCAAGGACCUGACCCCUGAGGGGAAGGGCAAGAUCACCUUCCCCAACGGCUUCACCCUGGAGGGCUGGUUUGGCAGUGGGACAGGCAGAGGGCUGAACACCCAGGGAGUGCUGGACACAGCUGCCCUCCCGCCGGACCCCAGCAGCACUUGCAAGAGGCAGCUGGGUGUGGAUGCCUUCCCCGUGGAAAGCCGCUGGCCUGGCGUCUAUGGCCCCUUCCGGGUCUUCAUGGUGGCCGGCUGCCCCGGGGAGCUGCAGGAGGCCCUGCUGGGCUUCCAUGUCCAGAGAUCUCGGGUGCCACGUCGUGCCCAGGACUACCUGCGCUGUGAGAGGAGCUGCCUGGAGGACGAAGCAGGUCGGAUGGAGGACGCCCUGGAGGAGCUGCUAUGUCACCGGGAGCCCGCAGCCCUGCAGCGGUACCUCCAGAAGGCUCUGAACUCCACCUGGCACCCACUGGGGAAGCUUCUCCGCACCCUGAUGCUGACCUUCCAGGCCACUUACGGGGGCUUCGGGGCCAACAAGCACCUGCAGGGGAUGGCGCAGGGGGAGGUGAAGCAGCACGCCCGAGAGCUCUGGGCUGCCUACAGGGGUCUGCUGCGGGUGGCCUUACAGCGCAAAGGCCAGGCCCUAGAGGAGGAACCUGAAGACGCAGAAACAAGGGACCUGCAGGUGCACAGGCUGAUGUUGCCCCUGGUGCUGCCCAGCUUCUACUCCGAGCUCUUCACCCUCUACCUGCUCCUGCACGAGCCAGAGGACGCACUCUACAGCCAGGGCAUUGCCAGCCUGAGCCUGUUUCCAGACAGCAAGCUUUUGGAGUUCCUGGACGUGCACAAGCACCUGUGGCCCCUCAAGGACCUCCGGCUAACCAGCAAUCAGCGGAGCUCCCUGGUCAGGGACAGAUGUUUCCUGUCAGCCACUGAGUGCCUACAGAAGAUCAUCACCACCGUAGACCCCCGGGAGAAGCUGGAGGUGUUGGAGAAGACGUAUGGGGAAAUCGAGGCCACUGUGUCGCGAGUGCUGGGCAGGGAGCACAAGCUGCCCAUGGACGACCUGCUGCCACUGCUCAUCUACGUGGUGUCGCGGGCGCGAAUCCAGCACCUGGGCGCCGAGAUCCACCUGAUCCGGGACAUGAUGGACCCAGUCCACACAGGCGGCCUGUAUGAUUUCUUGCUCACAGCCCUGGAGUCCUGUUACGAGCACAUCCAGAAGGGAGGCAUGAGGCUGCGUCGCCUACCUGGCCACUGGGACCUCAGGGACCUCAGCUAGCUCUGCACCAGGACACGGACCGCCCCCACCCCCCAGACCAGCACUGGCCCGUCUCUGAUGAUCCUUGAAGCUGAGGCAAUGAGCCGCUCUUGUUUUCACCUUAGCCCGUACGACAGGUCCCUGUGGCUGUGUUCCUGGGAAGCAGGCUCCGGGCUGUAGCAUGCUGUCCCCAGGAGUGUCCCAGACCUGCCGCCUCCCUGACUCUGCCCUGGGCCUGUGGGGCAAGGGAUUGGGGCCCAGGAAUUGCAGUCUACUCACCUGUCAUCACUGUCAGUGAGUUCCAAGUGGCCUGUGAAAGACAUGCUGUGGUCUCUGUGGACCUUUCGGGGAGCACAGCAGACACCCUGAGGCCAGCCUGGGCCCUGACGGAUAAACACCCUUCAAAGCCAGCUGGAUCUUGGGCAGCCUUAUUGCUGCAAGAACACUGCUUGCACUGAGCCAAGGCUGGGCUCCCCGAGCCCCUUUGUGCCCUCCUCCAGAAGGACCAGGAGAGACUUCUGGUCUGGUUCUACCCAGUGUGUCAGUCUGAACACAGGGCUGGAGCUGGCUUCUGCCAGUGACUGGUCGGCUUGUUGUGGCUGUGACAAAAUUUCUGGGAGAGUGACCGAAAACAGGAGAGGGUUAUUUGGGCUCAGGGUCUCAGAGGCUUCAGUUCAUGGUAGGCCAGUGGACAUGUGACUGAGGAGAGAUGGAAGGGAGGAAAGGGGACGAGAAGAGGGUGACGGGGCAGAGGGAGGCAGGGUGAGAAGAAGCCGAGGACACAAUCACUGACCCUGUUACACCCCCAGUGGCCCCUACUUUCAGCCAGGCCCCGCCUCCUGAGUUUCCACCUCUCUGUCAUCAGUUGGGGACAGCUGUCCAUGCAGGGGCCUGUGGGGUGCAUUUCAGAUCCAAACCAUAAUAGCUAGGAAGCUGUGGCAUCCCCAAGAAAGUCCCUGGGGGGGGGACAGACCCACUGGAGAGGGAGGACAGGAUCUCAGUCCUCUAGCUGUGGGCAGGAAGAACCCCUGCCUCCUGUCCUGCUGUGCCAAGGAGACCCCAGCACCAUUCUGGCCUCCUUUGGGGGGUCCACCUUGCCCCCAACAUGGCUUACAGUGGCCAUAGCUGAACACGGGCGUGGAGGUGGGGGCAGCAGAGUGACCUGUAGAGCCAGGGCCUCCUCCCUGCCUCCCAUGUAAACACUGUAUUUGAGGGGUGCUUUUCUGGGGAAUUCCCACAAUUAGAACCACAUAUUUCUUCCAUUUUUGUGAAGAGUCCAUUUGAUCUUUUAGUGGCAUCUGCUGUAGGUGGUGGGGGUACUAACCAUCUCACAGAUGCCCACAUAACUGCCCACUGUGGGAGUCCCAGCUGGGAGCCGAGCACCCUUGAAUAACUGCUGGGCUCUGUAUGUCAGGAAUGCAAUCCUGUCUGUGAACUGGCAGAGAUCUGUCCCAUGGCCAAUGCCCAAUGCUACUCUUGGGAGACUGUGUGCCAGGACUGGGUGGUACCCCUGCAGUGCCUUUGGCACUCAACCCCGGGGCUGGCACUCAGGCACAUUUGCCAGCUGUUGUGGGCCUCAUGUGUUGAUCUGGACUCUCAUGCUUGUGUGAGGCUGUGUGCGGGGGACUGAGGUCCUUCCCUGGGCUCUGCAGAGUGGGUCACCUUGCUGGUUCUGCUGAUGUCCACUGCCAUAGGGUCCUUUGCCACAGACAGCCAUGUGUGUCAUGAAUAGAAGGCACGGGCCCGUGAAAUCUGCUGCACAGAUUUGGACUAGAUCAUCAAGUCACUCUGUGGUCACAGCCAGUACACUUGGUUAGCACACUGGCCACUAAUGUGGAGGAUGAUGCAUUUAAGAGGGAAAGGACUUUCCCAGGCAUCUUAGCUUUCCCACUGCUGGACACUGUACCUGCCACCCACGAUUUAAAGGAGGAGAGCUUGAGUUGGGCUCACGGUUUCAGAGGAUUCAGUCCAUGGUAGGGUACUCCAAGGCAGGAGCAUUGUGCCAAGCUCUUUAAGCUAAUUGUCCCUAGUGACUAUUGCUCUUUCUUUUAAAGUGCCACUCUGGCACACCACUCAGGGACUUUGAGUAGGUUUAUAGGACCUGCUGAGACAAGGCUGCCUGAGAAAUAUAUAAAAGCAGAUUGUAAGACCACUGGAGUGAGUUUGACUUUAACAGGGCCUGUGUGGGAGCACAGGAUUCAGCACAGUGGACAGAGCCCUCCUAGUUUACCCAAGAGGUAGGAGGAGAGGCUGCUUAUAUGGCAGUUGCAGACCUCUGAUUGGUUCAAGUGUAAGUUAGUGAUUGGUUCAAAUUUGGGUCUUUUGAUUGGUCCAAGUACAAGCUGUGGUUGGUUCAAACAAUUGGGCAUCCAGGGAAGCCCAGCCCCCAUGGUGACAGGUAAGCUGAUUGCUUGACAGCUGUCAGACCUCCCUGAGUAAGGGGGAACUGAAAUGAGCACUUUCAGGAGGAUUAUCUGUCCAUCGUAUCUAUUGGGACUUGGGGGUGUUAACAAUUUCAGCCGUGAGGUGCUGGGGAUUUAGCUCAGUGGCAUAAGCACCUGCCUUGCAAGCAGGUGGUUGUGAGUUCAAUCCCUGGUACGGAUAAAAAGUUAAAAAAAAAAUAAUAAUAAUUUCAGCCGUGGCAGGGUUGUCCCUUUCCUUCUUCAAAGAGGAGGCAGCGGUGGCCAAGCUGCACCUCCUGUUGGAGCAGCCUGGGUGGUGGCUACGAAACAGCUCCAUGAGAAAGGCAGAAGGGAAGCUGUCCUGGUCCACUUGGGUGUGACAGCCAUUGGCCAAACUGUGCCCCUCUCCUGCCUGCACAGGAAAAAGGGGGAGUCAGGGGCUCGCCAUCUGUCUCAUGCUGAGUGCCCUGGGGAUCUAGGAGUUGCACACCUGGGAACCUGUGCCUGUUGAACCCAACAAGUUAACCUACAUUUGAACAUCAACUUGCUUUCUUCCCUGUCCCUGUCAGGGGCUCCAUUUCCAAGAACAAUUUCCAGAAUGACCUUCAGACCCGUGGCCAUGAAACGAGGCAGCCGGCUCGGCAGUUGUGUAGUCCUGGGCAUGGGGAGAGGGGCGAGGCCAGGUGUUUCAUGGCCUGAUGCUGGAGGUCAGCAAAUGCUCUGUCCCCAAACUGUCUGAGGCUGGCUCCAUGUCCUGGUGCUGCCGCCCCCAAGCUCCUCCACUCCCCAACAGGCUGUCCCCAGCCGUGUAGGGGACCACACGGGUUUCCAUUUCUGGUCUCUCUCCGCAUCAGCCCCAGGAUAAGCUGUGUGGGAGACUCAGAGUUAACGUGGGUGAAGAACCCUCACACAGGUGCCGUGGAGGCUGGAUUAGCUCUUCUAAUCUCGGAUCAGUGGCUCAGCCUAGUUCUGGGUUCACCUUGGCUCUAAAUAGCUGAGCUGGGCCUUGUGUACUUGAGCAGCUGCCAUGGGCAAGGCUGAUGCUGUGUGACCAGUGUGGGACAUGGGAGGCCAACUCCUCGUGGAGGCCGGCUUCUCCCUCUCUGUGAUGGUGACACUCGUCACCGUGUCCCCAGCUGGCUGUGCGGUUUCACCACUUUCCCGGGGCUGUGGUUUGAAUGCCUCCUCUAGGGUUCAUGUGUUGGGACAAGGUGACUGGGUCCCCAGGGCUCUGUCACGGCUGGAGUGGGUUUGCUAGCAACACCGUUUGUCCCUCUGCCGCUCCCUUCCUGUGCAUAUAUUUUCUUGCUCUUUCCGCUUCUACCAGGGACGCUGCUGUGCUAACUUUCCUCACCCUUGGACUUCCCAGCUUCUGGGAUUGUAAGAAGUAAAUCUCCCUUCUUUAUUCAUUACCCAGUCUUGGUAUUUUGUUACAGCAACACAGUACAGACUAAGAGGCUGUUACGGUUUGAGUCUGGAUGCCCCCACAGCCUCGUGCAGUCAGGGAGGUGGGCAUCUAGAGUGUGUGAAUGACUGACAGUUCAGUGCUGGGAUGGUGGGUGAGUGCUACACCCAGGUGAUGUGGCCUGCAUGCAAUACAGGGACAGAAAGAGUCUUCUGUCCAUGCUCCCCACAUUUUGCCCUUGUCACCCUUGGUGCCUGGUGGUGCCCCUGUGCCAUGUCACCCUGCCUUGUAGAUAAUGGACUGGAAGCUCCACAAACUGUAAGCUAAAUAAACCUUUCCUUCCCUAA